UUCACGUGUUUGUAUAUUUUGUAAACUGUACUAUUUAUGAAAUACAAUAUAUAAUAACGAAGUAAUUUUUUUGUUUUAUAUGUUAAGUAUGAUAAUUUUUUAUACAAAAUGAUACUAACAGAAUACAAAGAAUUAGACUUUUUUGUUGGGACCCGUAUUGGAUCAUUCAAACAUAUUAAGUACCACACAGACACUUCAAAAAAUAAUAAGAAAUGCAUAGAAAACCUAGUGAAUAUAAAGACUUUGCAAAAGGAUGACACAAUAACUUGCAUGGAAUGGGGAAAUGCUGAACAGACUGAAAUUCUACUAGGAAAGAGAACAAAGGAGGUCCAAAUAUAUGACACAACCUAUGGUUUCUCAAAGUCGUACACAGCAGAUAUUGGCAAUGGCGAUAUUGUGGGCCUCGGAAAGCACAAAAGAAAGGUGUUUGCAGCUGUUGCCAGCGGCAUUGUCAAUAUUUGGCGAAAAAAAGACAGUGAAACAAUUGAUGUUGGUGGCAAGCUUGAUAGAAUGCGCCUGUGGAGAGAUGGGACUAUGUUUGCUACAGGCGGUGAAGAAAACGAUCUAAAAGUUUGGAAAGUUGACGAGAAAACUGCUGUGUUCGUCGCUAAGAAUCUACCACACGACUGGCUGCAGCUGCGAAGACCUGUGUGGGUUACAGACCUCACCUUUAUAGAUGAGAAUUUACUCGCGGUUUGUUCGAGACAUGGAUAUGUUAGGCUAUAUGAUACAAGGGCUCAAAGAAGACCUGUUAGCAAUGUGGACACUCAGAACCUGGCCGCUACGUGUAUUUCCACAGGAUUUGAUGAAAGGCAAGUUCUGGUAGGUUUCGGGCGAGGCCAACUGCAUCAGGUGGACUUUAGGCAAAACCGUUUAGACAAAGGCUACAAGGGCGCGGCGGGUGCUAUAACUAGUGUAGCGGUGAGCGAGAAGCACGGCCUUAUCGUCAGCACUUGUCUGGACCGACAUUUGCGCGUUCACGACAGGGACAGCAAGAGUUGUGUUUAUAAGCAAUACUUAACAUCGAAGCUGAGUCAUGUGCUAGUCCAGACAGAAUGCACGACCAGUUUAAAGGCAGAUGUGAAGGAAGAAGCUGAUCCGCAAGAAACUGCCAGCCAGGAGCCAGUGGCUGUGGAAUCCAGGGUUGAGGAUUCAGAUCUGGAUGAAGUUUUUGAGAACAUGGAGGUGGUUAGUGAAAAACGCCGUAAGCGACCUUUAGAGGCAAUAGAAGUAGAAUCAGUUAAACCAUCCACGGAAGGCACGACGGAUCCAGAAGACGCCAUAGUGAAACUCCUGCGCAGCACGGAGAAAGAGAAAAGGAGACGAGAGAAGAAGAGAAGAGAAAAGAAAGCGAAGAGUGUGUUCCAUAAUGCUUGAAAUAAGAUCAUUUACUGUU
Molecule: messenger RNA, 1396 nt
Organism: Leptidea sinapis
Lineage: Eukaryota; Metazoa; Arthropoda; Insecta; Lepidoptera; Pieridae
Product: WD repeat-containing protein 74
Exons: 8
Coding region: 109-1377 (422 amino acids)
Biological process (GO): ribosomal large subunit biogenesis
Cellular component (GO): nucleolus; preribosome, large subunit precursor
Molecular function (GO): protein binding
Source: RefSeq, a predicted model, not a curated record